This is a messenger RNA of Cygnus atratus (black swan), 2639 nucleotides long. RefSeq names its product cytochrome P450 3A24-like. Gene Ontology annotation, molecular function: iron ion binding; testosterone 6-beta-hydroxylase activity; oxidoreductase activity, acting on paired donors, with incorporation or reduction of molecular oxygen, reduced flavin or flavoprotein as one donor, and incorporation of one atom of oxygen. Lineage: Eukaryota; Metazoa; Chordata; Aves; Anseriformes; Anatidae. Gene Ontology annotation, biological process: oxidative demethylation; steroid metabolic process. The record is from RefSeq and is a predicted model, not a curated record. Bases 29 to 1561 code for a protein of 510 amino acids. The transcript is spliced from 13 exons.
GACAAGUGCUGUCAGGCUGGGAGGAACAAUGAAUCUCCUGCCAGACUUCUCCCUAGCCACUUGGACACUCCUCAUCAUUUUCCUUAGCCUCCUGGUCCUCUAUGGGAUAUGGCCCUACCAGACCUUCAAGAAGCUGGGCAUUCCUGGGCCCCGGCCUCUGCCGUUUUUGGGAACACUCAUGGAGUACCGGCACGGAAUCCUGAAUUUUGAUCAGAUGUGCUUUGAAAAAUACGGUAAAAUCUGGGGGAUUUUUGAUGGCAGGCAGCCUGUGCUGGCUAUUCUCGACCCCGUCGUCAUCAAAACCAUCCUGGUGAAGGAGUGCUAUACCAAUUUUACCAACCGCCGGAACUUCCGUCUGAAUGGAAUUCUGGAGUCAGCCCUCAAUGUGGCUGAAGACGAGAAGUGGAAAAGGAUCCGCACGGUGCUGUCUCCAACCUUCACCAGUGGGAAGCUGAAGGAGAUGUUCCCUAUCAUUAAGCUCUAUGGUGAAAAAUUAGUGAAAAACAUUGAGAAGAAAGUGGCUAAUGAUGAGUUCGUGACCGUGAAGGACAUUUUUGGAGCCUACAGCAUGGACGUAGUGGUCAGCACUUCUUUCAGUGUGGAUAUUGACUCCAUGAACAACCCCAAUGACCCCUUUGUCACCAACAUAAAGAAAUUUCUCAAAUUCAGUUUUCUAAACCCCGUGUUCCUAUUAUUAGUGUUGUUCCCCUUCAUUGUCCCAGUACUGGAAAAGAUGAAAGUGACUCUGUUACCCUCAAAAGUCAUGGAUUUCUUCAGUGGCAACUUCAUGAAGAUGAAGAAGGAACGGGACAAUGGCUACCACGUGGACCGGGUUGAUUUCCUGCAGCUGAUGGUGGACUCUCAGAGCUCACAGAACAGCUCCAAGUCUGCUGAGGAGAAUGACUCAUACAAAACAUUAAGUGAUGAUGAGAUUCUGGCCCAGGCUCUUGUCUUUGUCUUUGCUGGUUACGAAACCACCAGUUCCACCCUCAGCUACAUCGCCUAUAACCUGGCCACACACCCUGAUGUGCAGCAGCAACUCCAGGAUGAGAUUGAUGCAAACCUGCCCAACAAGGCUGCUCCCACAUACAACACCAUCAUGCAGAUGGAGUACCUCGACAUGGUGGUGAACGAAUCCCUCCGGCUCUUCCCCCCUGGGGGGCGGAUUGAGCGGGUCUGUAAGAAGACGGUGGAGCUCAACGGGGUGACUAUUCCAAAGGACAUGGUGGUCAUGAUCCCAGCGUACGUGAUGCACCGCGACCCAGCAUACUGGCCUGAGCCGGAGGAGUUCAGGCCUGAGAGGUUCAGUAAAGAAAGCAGAGAAUCCAUCGACCCCUACAUCUUCCUGCCGUUUGGGGCCGGCCCCAGGAACUGCAUCGGAAUGAGGUUUGCUCUCCUCGUGGUGAAAAUGGCUGUGGUUGUCCUUCUGCAAAACUUCUCGUUCAGACCCUGCAAAGACACUCCGAUCCCCCUGGUUUUGGACACAAAAGGUUUCAUGCAACCGAAGAAGCCCAUCGUCCUGAAGAUGGUCCCCAGAGUCCACGGUGACCUGGAAAAGUGAAGGAACAGAUCAGAGACUCUUGUUUGACGGUGCUUUCUCUGCCUAAAUCUUAGGCAGAGACCCAGAUUGAUGUGUGCACUGUAGAAAUGUCGGUGGUGCAAAUCCUCAUUUCACAACAUGUUAUUAGGGGGUUGGCCCGGCAUAAUUAAAUGAGCGUUAGCCUAAUGAAAACUCCUCAGUCCCAGAUCCUGCUGUCCCAGAUCACAAUAGGCAUUUUGCAAGACCAUUUCCACUCAAGUUAUUUGGGUGUGUUUUUUUUUUUUUUCUUCUACCUCUGAAGAGACACUUUUCUCAGCAAUUUGAUUCCAGACACUGUCAGUCUCUUCUGGCAGUGUAAUUUAAAUCAGGAGAGGGAGAGCAAAUUGCACACAGUUAAGUAAUGCUACCAUUGCUCCUGUUCCUACUGCCUGCUGGGCAGCUCUGUGUGUCUUCUGGUUUUAUACUCCUGGGGAUGCAGAGUUGUCCAGGGCUAUUUCCUCAGCUGUGUGCUCUGACCCUGACAAGUGUUAAAGUGGUCGUGUCCUUGCAGGAACGAAUGCCUGUGGCAAGUUUUCUGAUGCUGAUUUAUUUAGAUUUUCUUAUGAUUUUAUGAGUGAUUCAGAUUGCAGAUGAGUUAACUAGAGGAGCCCAGAGACAAGCAGUUCCCCCUACUGACUGGAGAUUUGUGGAGUGGGAGAGAAGUGCCCUGCGUGUAUUUUCUGAUUGUUUGCUUGUUUUACCCCGGGCACGUGGCCAUCUCCCACAGAAGCAACUGUCAGUACAGGCACCAUCUACACUGCUACUGUGACACCUUUUAGUCUCUGAUGUGUAUUAGGCCAUUGUAAGACCAAAUUAACUGAAUUAAAAAUGACACGGUGCAGCACUGAGAGCCUUCGGAUGUCCUGGGGAACCCUGGUCUAGAAGAAAGAUGUUGCCUUUGGCUGUUGAGAGCUGGGAAGGCUUGCCCAGACUUUAUCUUUUUUUACAUUCUGGAGGACCUAAUGCUCUGUAAUCUCCCACUUCAUGUUACUCCUCCACAAACUGCUAAAGAGAAGCUAAUCACAAUAAAAAGCUUGCUUACCUCUUUUGUACCCAACUG